GCACAAGAUCUGGAUUGAUUUUUCGAUCCCACCUAGCUAAAGUCAACAACACCAUUAAACAAACCAUUGUGUCUCUCGCCAUCCAAUUGUCUACCAUAUCGCAGAGAAUGCUACACGGGACUCCAUAACACAUUGGCUUAAAACAUAAACCCCCCAUUAACGCCGUCAUGUCCUCCCUUACAUCCAACCCAAAAGUGCAAUUGGCAGCAACCGCCGUCGUCUCAGCCGCCGUCGCAGCCGGCGCAAUCCUCAGCUACCAGCGCCUGCAAGAAGGCGACCGGGUCUCCCGCCUGAAGCAAUCCAUCCCGCAGCCCGGCGACACCGACCCAGCUCUCCAAUCAGUAACGCGGAUCGGCGCGCUCCCCAAGCCCGACAAAGAAGACGAGCACAACCAGGCGCUCGCGCACCGCGCGCAGAACGGCGACUUCGACGACGAGCUGAUCCUCGAGCAGCUGGCGCGCAACCGGGUAUUCCUGGGCGACGCCGGGCUACAUAAACUGCGCGACGCCUUCGUCGUCGUGGUCGGGUGCGGCGGGGUCGGCUCGCACGCGUGCGCGGCGCUGGCCCGCUCGGGCGUGCAGCGGUUGCGGCUGGUGGACUUUGAUCAGGUUACGCUCAGUAGUCUGAAUCGGCAUGCGGUCGCGACGCUGGCGGAUGUGGGCUUGCCGAAGGUGCAGUGCCUGCAGCGCAGGCUGGUGGCGGUCGCGCCGUGGGUGCGGUUUGAUUUGCGGUUGCAGAAGUUUGAGGCGGGUGUGGCCGGGGUGGUGUUGGAGGGGUGGGAGGGGGAGGAGGGGAGGAGGCCGGAUUUUGUGAUCGAUGCGAUUGAUAAUAUUGAGAGCAAGGUUGAGUUGCUGAAGUAUUGCCAUGACGAGGGCCUGCCGGUGAUCUCGGCUAUGGGGGCCGGGACGAAGAGUGAUCCGACUAGGGUGAUGGUGGGGGAUAUUGGGGCGAGCUUUGAGGAUGGGCUGUCGAGGGCGACGAGGAGGCGGUUGAAGUUGCAGGGUAUCACUAGCGGGAUCCCGGUCGUGUACUCGACUGAGAAGAUGGGCGAGGGCAAGGCGGCAUUGCUGCCGCUUGCUGAUGAAGAAUUCCAGAAGGGGUCGGUGGGCGACCUCGGUGUCCUGGCUGACUUCCGCGUGCGGAUCCUCCCCGUCUUGGGCACCAUGCCGGCUGUGUUUGGAUAUGUCGCGGCCAACCACGUUAUUCUCAAGAUUACAGGCUAUCCGAUGGACUACCAACCAGCCAAGGCCCGCGACAAGAUGUACGAUGCCAUUCUGGCAUACGUCCAAGCCAGCGAGGAGAAGGUCGUCCGCAUGUUUGAGGGCGGCCGGGUAGACGUCUGCAUCGGCCUCAAGGUGCCCAUUACGCCCGGCGACGUUGCUUUCCUCGUCGAAGAAGCUUUCCGGGGCAGGAGCGCCGUCACUGGCAUCCCGACCAAGCUCAUGCUAAUCCGGUGGAAGAAGCCUCAGGGGACCACUCUGGUUCGGAUCGGAGAAGGGAAUGAUGAGCAAAAGUCGGCCAGUCUCAAGCUCCGCGACCUGGUUUGUUUGACCAAGGAGGAAGCCGUCAGACACCAAAAGGAGGUGCUCCUUGGAAACAAGAAGCUGGAUGACCUCUACAGCCAGGAGGUUAUUGAGCUGGUCGAAGCGCGCCAGAAGGAAGCCGAGGCGUACGAGCGUCAUAGAUGAAUCAUGUGUGGAAUACGAUAAUGAGAGCAUGACAGCAUAGGGCCAUGAUUUUACAUGCACAGUCGGUAUGGGUUAGCAUCACACCUUCCCUUCGCCGUGUUUUGUUUGGUUCACCAUCAUUCCUUUGGUUGGAGAAAUUCUCUAAUGUUC
Molecule: messenger RNA, 1838 nt
Organism: Chaetomium fimeti
Lineage: Eukaryota; Fungi; Ascomycota; Sordariomycetes; Sordariales; Chaetomiaceae
Exons: 3
Coding region: 168-1688 (506 amino acids)
Biological process (GO): cyclic threonylcarbamoyladenosine biosynthetic process
Cellular component (GO): mitochondrial outer membrane
Molecular function (GO): ubiquitin-like modifier activating enzyme activity; tRNA threonylcarbamoyladenosine dehydratase activity
Source: RefSeq, a predicted model, not a curated record